This is a messenger RNA of Ostertagia ostertagi, 558 nucleotides long. The record is from the annotation of a GenBank genome assembly. NCBI's taxonomy places the organism in Eukaryota, Metazoa, Nematoda, Chromadorea, Rhabditida, Trichostrongylidae.
AUGACCAUUCUGGCUCUACUGUUCCUCCUGCUCACGCUGCUUUGCUGUCUGUACCUCUGCGCACGAUGCCGUUGCUUCGGAGCAAGAGGCAUCAGCGAAGGCAGUGCAAGCGGCCGAGAAACACUCGGUUCCGACUACUAUACCAUUCCUCGUGCUAAACUGAAGCCAGGCGCCCAUGCGGCCAUGACAAUACUGCCGUUCUUGGCGCAUAUGGACGAUGGAGCUUCGGUCUCGUCGGACGGCUCUCUGGAAGAGAUCGAACGAAGAGUCACCACAGAUGUCACCACCCGCGAGAUUCGUACUACGACCACGGUGUUGCACGAUCCGUUCGAGACGGACACCGAGCAGUACGCGGUGACAUCGGCAGACCACUUCCGUCAGGCGUCAUCGGCCAGCGCAGCUGCUGGAGCCACAGCGGCGUCUCUUCAUGGCAGCUCCGGCCUCAUCACUUCUGGAGUUCAAGGAGCUUCGAUGGGUGGACAUAUGAGACAGAAGGAGCGUACGAUUCGGAGUCUGACGCGGAUUCCGAUGCCGGUCGUGCCACGUACGAUCGAGUGA